Molecule: messenger RNA, 3106 nt
Organism: Coffea arabica (coffee)
Lineage: Eukaryota; Viridiplantae; Streptophyta; Magnoliopsida; Gentianales; Rubiaceae
Source: RefSeq, a predicted model, not a curated record
GUGAGAAUUAAACCCACUACUUACGGCCCAAAGACGAAUUUCAACCCACUAUUUCGGUGGACUUUGCCACUUGGAAAGACUCAACCCUCCUUAGUCCUUUCCUCUUUACUCCGCUCUCUUUUAAAGGAGUUGCCGGAAAUCACAGGUCUCGACGGCGGCGAUGAUGAGACGAAGAGGUUUUGCUGCUGCUGCUGCUGCUGUUUAUAUUUCUCAAUUUCAGAAAGCAUCAGGCACUAUUGCUGCUGCUACUGGUGAAUUAGCUUUUCAUUCUGCUGCUGAUGCUACGAAAUACCCAUUUGAGGGUUUCACAAAUGUGAUUAAUAACGACGUAAACAAUCUGGAGGAUGCUGUGGGAUUGUACAAUGAUAUGGUCCGCAUCAGGCCUCUGCCUUCUGUUAUUCAGUUCACUCAACUCCUUGGCCGCAUGGUUAAGAUGAAGCACUAUUCUUCUGCGAUUUCCAUUUUCAAAGAUAUGUGGUUUUCGGGCAUUCCAGUUGAUGAGUACACCCUGACUAUCUUGAUUAAUUCUUACUGCCUCUUGGAACGAGCGGAUUUGGGAUUUUGUGCGCUGGGGCUUUUCUACAAGAAUGGCAUUGUCCCCAAUGCGGCUACCUUUAGCACUUUAGUCAGGGGACUUUUUCGACAGCAUAUGAUACCCCAGGGGCAAGAAUUGUUCAUCAAGAUCAUUCGCGAAAGGUUGUGUGAACCCAAUGGGGUCAUGUUUGGAGCCGUGAUUAAUGGACUCUGCAACGUGGGGAACACUGGCAAAGCCGUUGAACUUCUCAGAGUUAUGGUUAAAGAAGGAAGAGUUAAACCGAACGUCAUAAUUUACAGCACUGUCAUUGACAGCUUGUGCAAGAAUAAAAUGGUAGAUGAAGCUCUUGACGUUUUACAUGAGAUGGUGGAGCAGGGAAUUGCCCCAGAUGUUGUUACCUACAAUUGUUUGAUCCAGGGUCUUUGCAAAUUUGGUAGAUGGAGAGAAGCUAAAGUAUUACUGACAGAGAUGAAUAAUUUUCACGUUGUACGAGAUGUUUAUACAUUUAAUAUUGUGAUUGAUGCACUAUGUAAGGAAGGAGAGGUAGAAGCUGCAGAAGAUGUAUUUAAAACCAUGAUUGAGCAAGGUGAGCGACCAGAUUGCGUGACAUAUGGUGCUUUGAUGAAUGGAUACUGUUUGCAGGGCCGAAUGGAUGAAGCAAGGAGAGUUUUUGACACCAUGGUUGCUAAUGGAGUUGUUCCGAGUAGUGUCAACUAUAAUAUAUUGAUCAACGGAUAUUUUAAGAAGACGAGAGCAGAUGAUGCUCUACAUCUUUUUGAAGAAAUGCAGUGUAAAGGUUUAACACCUAGCACUGUUACAUGCAAUACAGUCUUGCAGGGAUUGUUUAGGGUGGGAAGGUCUGCUGCUGCAAGAAAAUUGUUCGACCAAAUGCUAACGAUUCCCAUAACAUCUGACUUCUACACUUACUGUGUGAUGUUGGAUGGAUUAUGCAAUGUUGGACACAUCGAGGAAGCACUGGAUUUGUUGCAUAAGAUGGAAGUUGAAAGAGUGGAUCUCAGACAUGUAUGCAUGUACAACAUCAUUCUUCAUGGACUGUGUAAAAUUGGGAGGCUUGAUAGUGCUCGAGAUCUUUUCGAAAGCCUAUCUCUUAAAGGACUGGAUCCAGAUGUUUCAACAUAUACUACCAUGAUACAAGGGCUCUGCUCCAAAGGUUUGCUAAAGGAAGCUAAGGAGUUUCUCGUAAAGAUGGAAGAGAAUGGUUGCUUGGCAAAUAGGAUAUCAUACAAUGUUAUUGUCCAAGGACUUCUUUUGGGAGGUAAAUAUGAUGACGCACUGGUGCAUCUUGAAGAAAUGGAUAAGAGAGGAUUCCCUCUUCAUUCACAUACCUUUUCCAUUUUAUUAAAUUCAGUUAAAGAGAGUGAAAACGAUCCUUCUCUUCUCAAGAUACUUCAGAAGUUUGUUCCCAAUAUGAGGGAAUACAGUCAUGAAUAAAAGGCACAGGUGUCUUUUAGUAUAUUGCAAUGAUUCUUCGGAUGUUACUCAUAUUGCCUGUGAGUAUCAUUUUCUGGUAAAGUAUAUGUUUGAAAUAUGGAAGUCUGACGUUGUUAUAUGCAGUGCAAUGAGUCAAGGCCUAUGCACAAAAGAAUUAGCUAAAGGAAGCUAAGGACUUUUGCUAAAGGUGGAAGAGAAUGGUUGCUUGGCAGACAGGAUCAUGUAAAAUGUAAUUGUCUAAGGACUGCUUUUGGGUGGUAAAUAUGAUGCUACACUGGUGUAUCUUGAAGAAAUGGAAUAGAGAAAAUUCCCUCUGCAUUCACCUACCAUUUCCAUUUUAUUAAAUUCAUUAAAAGAUAGUGAAAGUGAUCCUUCUCUUCUGAAGAUAAUUCAGAAGUUUGUUGCCAAUAUCAAGGAAUGAAGUCAUGAAUAAAAGGCACAGGGUAUCUUUUACUUGAUUGCAACCAUUUGCGAUCCCUGGAUGUCACACUCAUAAGUGCAGGUCUUCUGCGCAAGAAAAUUGUUCCACCUGUUGCAAAGGGCUUCCAUAACAUCUGACUUCUAGACUCACUCCGUGAUGUUGGAUGGAUUAUGCAAGGGUGGACACAUCGAGGAAGCAGUGGAUUUGUUGCACAAGAUGGAAAUUCAGAGAUUGGAUCUCAAACAUAUAAGUAUGUACGUCGUCAUUCUUGAUGGAUCAUGUAAAAUUGGGAGGCUUGAUGGUGCUCAAGAUCUUUGCAAUAGUCAUUUUCUCAAGGGAUUGGAUCCUGAUGUCGUAACAUACAGCACCAUGAUUCUAGGCCUCUGCUCAAAAGGUUUGCUUAAGGAAGCUAAAGACUUUCUUAUAAAGAUGGAAGAGAAUGGUUGUUCGGCAGAUAGGAUCACAGACAAUAAUGUUAUUGUCCAAGGACUUCUUUUGGGUGGUAAAUAUGAUGACGCACUGGGUAUCCUGAAGAAAUGGAUAAGAGAGGAUUCCCUCUGCAUUCACAUAAAUUUUCCAUUUUAUUGAAUUCUUUAAAAGAGAGUGAAAAUGAUCCAUAUCUUCUUAAGAUAAUUCAGAAGUUUGUACCCAAUAUGAAGUAAUAAAGUCCUGAAUAAAUUGUAUAAUUUUCUGUGAAA